GCAGCACGGCCCUUCCUGAUUGGCUGUGGCGCCCCGGCGGGGGAAGAAGGAGUGUUGGCAUUGGCUCAGCCAGCGCCGGUUGGUGGCCUACAGGAGGAUUUGAUUGAAAAACCAACGGUGCAGCUGGUAGUGGUGCCCCCGAAGUUGAGGGGCCCAGGAGUGGGCUGGGGGUAGGGCAGGACGGGUCCUCCUAUCCGGAGCAGCGGGUGACAGCAGAAGACGAUGAGAAGCACGCUUUAGAAAUUGGCCUGCAGGAGGGACACUCCCUCCAGCGCGGAAUGAGAUGUUAAUUCUGGGGCGUUGACGUUUUACAAUGCCUGAUCAAGACAAAAAGGUGAAGACCACAGAAAAAUCAACUGAUAAAAAACAGCAAGGAAUCACCACCAGGGACUAUUCCGAUCUUAAAAGACUUCGGUGCCUUUUGAACGUCCAGUCAAGCAAACAACAGCUCCCAGCCAUUAACUUCGAUAGUGCCCAAAAUAGCAUGACGAAGUCUGAGCCUGCCAUCAAGGAUGGUGGACACAGGGCGCGAGGUCAGUGGCACGAGUCCACAGAAGCUGUUGAACUUGAAAAUUUUAGCAUAAACUACAAGAAUGAGAGGAAUUUCAGCAAACAUCCCCAGCAUGAACUAUUUCAGGAGAUCUUUACAGCCUUGGUGAAAAACAGACUCAUAUGCAGAGAGUGGGUUAACCGAGCCCCAUCUAUUCAUUUCCUGAGAGUGUUAAUCUGUCUGAGACUGCUAAUGCGGGAUCCAUGUUACCAGGAAAUACUCCAUACCUUGGGUGGGAUUGAAAACCUAGCUCAGUACAUGGAGAUUGUGGCCAAUGAGUACCUCGGCUAUGGUGAAGAGCAGCACAGUGUGGACAAGCUGGUCAACAUGACAUAUAUUUUUCAAAAACUUGCUGCUGUCAAAGACCAAAGAGAAUGGGUCACCGCAAGUGGAGCCCACAAGAUAUUAGUGAAUUUACUCGGGGCCCGAGAUACUAACGUUCUGCUGGGUGCCCUUCUGGCUCUGGCCAGCUUAGCUGAAAGCCCAGAAUGUAGGGAGAAGAUAAGUGAACUCAACGUUGUAGAAAGUUUGCUGAUGAUUUUACAUGAAUAUGACUUGCUUUCCAAAAGGCUGACCGCGGAGUUGCUGCGGCUGCUCUGUGCCGAGCCCCAGGUAAAGGAGCAGGUGAAGCUCUAUGAGGGGAUCCCCGUCCUCCUCAGCCUGCUCCACUCCGACCACCUGAAGCUGCUCUGGAGUGUCGUCUGGAUCCUGGUGCAGGUUUGUGAGGACCCCGAGACCAGUGUGGAAAUUCGCAUUUGGGGAGGCAUCAAGCAGCUUCUUCAUAUUUUACGAGGAGACAGGAACUUUGUUUCCGACCGCUCCUCCAUCGGAAGCCUGUCUAGUGCAAACGCGGCAGGCAGGAUCCAGCAGCUCCAUCUGUCGGAGGAUUUAAGCCCUCGGGAAAUACAAGAAAACACUUUCUCUCUUCAAGCAGCCUGCUGUGCUGCCCUCACCGAGCUGGUGCUCAACGACACCAACGCCCACCAGGUGGUUCAGGAAAAUGGUGUAUAUACAAUAGCAAAAUUAAUUUUACCGAACAAACAAAAGAAUGCAGCAAAAACUAACCUACUACAGUGUUACGCUUUCAGAGCCUUGAGGUUUCUCUUCAGUAUGGAAAGGAACAGACCACUCUUCAAAAGACUUUUCCCCACUGACCUGUUUGAGAUCUUCAUCGAUAUAGGACAUUAUGUGCGUGACAUCAGUGCUUAUGAAGAAUUGGUCUCCAAGUUCAAUUUAUUAGCGGAAGACGAACUGAAGCAAAUUGCUGAAAAUAUUGAAAGCAUUAAUCAGAAUAAAGCCCCUUCGAAAUAUAUAGGCAACUAUGCAAUUUUGGAUCAUCUCGGAAGUGGAGCUUUCGGCUGUGUUUACAAGGUUAGAAAGCGUAGUGGUCAAAAUCUCUUAGCAAUGAAAGAGGUCAACUUACAUAACCCGGCAUUUGGAAAGGAUAAAAAAGACCGGGACAGCAGUGUGAAGAACAUUGUUUCUGAAUUAACCAUAAUUAAAGAGCAGCUUUACCAUCCCAAUGUUGUGCGCUAUCACAAAACUUUUCUGGAGAAUGAUAGGUUGUAUAUAGUUAUGGAGCUUAUAGAAGGGGCCCCUCUCGGAGAGCAUUUCAGUUCUUUGAAGGAGAAACAACUUCAUUUUACCGAAGAAAGACUAUGGAAAAUAUUUAUCCAGCUGUGCUUAGCCCUUCGGUACUUACACAAGGAGAAGAGGAUCGUCCACAGGGACCUGACGCCGAACAACAUCAUGUUGGGCGAUAAGGACAAAGUGACAGUUACUGACUUCGGCCUGGCGAAGCAGAAACAAGAGAGCAGCAAACUGACGUCUGUCGUCGGGACGAUCCUGUACUCCUGCCCUGAGGUUCUGAAGAGCGAGCCGUACGGGGAGAAGGCUGACGUCUGGGCUGCCGGCUGCAUCCUUUACCAGAUGGCCACGCUGCAUCCUCCCUUCUACAGCUCCAACAUGCUCUCCCUGGCCACCAAAAUUGUGGAGGCGGUUUAUGAACCGGUGCCAGCAGGCAUCUACUCGGAGAAAGUGACAGACACCAUCAGCAGGUGCCUCACUCCCGAUGCAGAAGCCCGCCCAGAUAUUGUGGAAGUCAGCUCCGUGAUAUCGGAUGUCAUGAUGAAGUAUUUGGAUAGCUUGUCUGCGUCCCAGCUGGCCUUGGAAAAGAAACUGGAGCGGGAACGGAGGCGCACCCAGAGGUACUUUAUGGAAGCCAACCGGAACGCCGUCACCUGUCACCACGAGCUGGCUCUGCUCUCUCACGAGACCUUCGAGAAGGGGAGCCUGAGCAGCAGCAGCAGUGGAGCGGCGAGCCUGAAGAGUGAGCUCUCCGAGAGCGCAGACCUUCCCCCUGACGGGUUCCAGGCCCCCUGUGGGAAGGAAGAAGACAAGGCCUGUGAUGAGAUCCUAUCAGAUGAUAACUUCAACUUGGAAAACAUUGAAAAAGAUAUAUAUUCAGAGCUGGAUGAUGAGUUGGACAUUUCGGAUAACUCCAGCAGCUCCAGUUCGAGCCCUUUGAAAGAAUCUACAUUCAGCAUUUUAAAGAGAAGUUUUAGUGCUUCAGGAGGAGACAGACAAUCCCAAACAAGGGACUUCACUGGUGGAGUAGGAUCAAGACCAAGACCAGCUUUGCUGCCUCUUGACCUGCUUCUGAAAGUGCCACCCCUCAGGCUCAGGGCCCACAUUAAGGAGGUAGAGGCCGAGUUAGUGACGGGGUGGCAGUCCCACAGCCUUCCCGCUGUGAUUCUCCGCAGUCUCAAAGACCAUGCAUCUGCAGGGAUUGCUGUAUCCCAGAGGAAAGUGCGUCAAAUCAGUGAUCCUAUUCAGCAGAUCUUAAUUCAGUUGCACAAAAUCAUCUAUAUCACACAGCUUCCUCCAGCUUUGCACCACAAUUUGAAAAGAAGGGUUAUAGAGAGAUUCAAGAAAUCCCUCUUCAGCCAGCAGAGUAACCCUUGUAAUUUGAAAUCGGAAAUUAAAAAGUUAUCUCAGGGAUCUCCAGAACCCAUCGAGCCCAACUUUUUCACAGCAGAUUACCACUUAUUACACCACUCAACCGAUGGAAACAGCCUGUCCCCAAGUGACCCGACAGGCCUGCCCACCAGCUUCGAUUUGGAGGAGGGGAUAACGUAUGAACAGAUGCAGACUGUGAUUGAAGAAGUCCUAGAGGAAAGUGGUUAUUACAACUUUACUUCUAACAGGUAUCACUCCUAUCCCUGGGGGACCAAGACCUACCCAACCAAAAGAUGAAAAUGCUGCAUUUUGAGUGGACUUGGUUUUCCCAGUGAAGUUCAAGUUCUGGACUUCAGCCCCUACUGCAAGAUGCCCAAGGAUUGGCCGCUGUUAAAAGAGCCUGGAAGAGAAAAGACCAAGAUGACUGAAGGACCUCCUUCCGGCGGCCUGGUGCUCGGCUGCGUGAGGGCUGCAGGGCUGGGAGGCUCCAUGUGGGGAUGCGUCACACACAGGAUGGCGGGCCUCUCGGCGUGCCCCUGCGAGAAAAUGCUGCACAAUCAUCUGUAGGGAGAAAACCCACCCCUCACAGAACUUUCUUCCAAGUUAGAAAAAAAAUCUCAUCAUAUUUUUUAAAGAAAUAUUUUAUACUUAGGAUUGCUGAAACUAUGUAAAAAGACAUCUAGCCUUCUGUGUAUAAGCAACAGUUUUAGAUAAAGAAAAAUUAUAGGACUCAGAAUAAUAACAUGUUGGGUGAUUCACUGUAUCUCCCAUUUUUUAAUCUUAAAAGAUAUUUAAAAAGUGAUUGGAUUUUUUUGUUUGUUUUGAUGAAAGGUUGGUUCUGUCUUAACCACUCGGUUGCUAGUGGUCUUGAACCUGAUACAGCAUAGACAGUAUUUGUAACCAUGCACAGCCUCUAGGAAUAACCAUCAAAUAGUCACAUUUAAAUUAGAGUAAUAGAAUACACUGCUGUACAGUGUGUGCAUAUGUACAUAUAUGUGGGGGCGGGGGGUUUUGAUUAGGCUAAUGCUUUGCUGCUAAUCAAACUUCUAGUGUUUUUAGAGCACUUUUAAGAGUUCAUAGACUCUAUGAAAGAGAUGCAAUAUUCCUUGUUCUAAGUCUCCCCUUACUGAAACUACCUACAUUGUUUUUGAUUUUUUGUUGUUAGAAAUUUGAAGUGAAAAUGAGUUAUAUAAUACAAAGUAAGUUCCUUCUUUAUUCAUCAAGACAUCCCCCAAGAAGAGAAGUCAGAAUGCCAAACGGUGCCUCCUCCUAUGUAGAGAGAAUUUAUGGGGAACAUUUUCUAGAUUCUGAUUGGGCUAAAACCUCUUCAGCUGGCUCCUUAUAACUGGUGUAAGGUCAAGAAAUGCCCUUAAUGCCAAAUCGGACUGCACUUCUAAAUACUUGCUGAACAGUUUAAUGCUAUAUAAUUAGUAAUCUGAAAGCUGAAAUUAUGCUUUUUAUAUACUUUUCACUGAGUUCUGUUAUCUUUAUUAACAUUGGUAUAUUUUUAGCACGAUUGAAUAGAAUUUAGCUCAGUAUAUUUAUAGUGGUUUAAACACAACAACAUUUUGUAUAGUAUGGAAAAAUCUUUUAAUGUGAGUCUAUCUAUUUUUACAAUUAAUAUGUAUGAUACUUAAGUGAUAUCCAAAUUUCCUUUAAUGCCUCUGAAGAUUGUCAAUGAAUUUUUUAGGCCAAAUUAAUAAAAAAUACAGUGUAAUUUAUAGAUUUACAUCUAAUUCAAAAUAAUAGAUGCAAACAUAGUAAUAAAAAAUUUCAGUUUCAGCUUUCAAACCAAUUCCAUUCAAAUGUGAAAUGUACAACAUGUAAUCAAAAUGCUGUGAUUUUGUUGAUUUAAACCAGGCAAAAUUUUAUUCCUAUACCAGCUUAAUUUGAACCUGCACUAUUACUUUUUAAAUUUUUUAAAAGUAUGCAAUGGCUACCUUUUCUCAUUGUAUAGGAGGUGCGGGCCCAGAGGGGCACACAUUUUAAUUGUGGUAGAAGCUGGUUCCUGGGAAUAAACCAAACUAUGGGGAGAAGGUUGAAUAAUAAAGCUCUUUAUCAAAUGAAAAUCUAUAGUAGAAAAGAGUAGUAUUCAGAGCUCCCAUCUUGUUCAGAAAAGAGGAAUUAUUUAUUCAAAGCUAUUCUUAAAUGCAUAUGGUUGAUCUUACUAAAGGGAAUUGGAACAAAAGAUUUCUCUCUAGUACUUUUAGACCACAAAAAUGACAUUUAUUAUGCUAGGAGGCCAUAACAAUAAACAAAAAUAAGCAAAUGCAAGUCUCUUUCAACAGGAUCUUUUGAUCCAUCAACUGGUAAGUGUAGUCUUUUUCAAAAUAAUGGAUGUGUGCUGUUUGAAUCCCUCCCUUAAACUAUUAGCUACUAAAUCAACAUUCUCCCAGUGCAGGACCAACCCUUUAAGAGAAAGUUACGGGCUGGUAAGGGAACCGUUUUGUGCAUGGAGGCACAUCCCAAUGGUGAAGGGAACUUUGCAAAAGCCCCUCUUUCAAACAAUGAGCUCCCCCUGCCCCACCCCUUACUACAAAACAAGAAUGGUCAUUUUGUUUUGACUGUCUGAACCGGCCUCUAGUGCAAAGAAGUUGUUACUUGAACUUAACAGGCCUCAUAAUCUUUCUUGAUUGCAUUUUAAAAUUUUCUCUUUUCUGUAGUGUUUAAUUAUUUGUUGUGUGAAGAAAUCCCUGUGAAUCCAUCCAAUUCUCGGUCCCUGAGUAUUUGUGUGGGACAGAAUAGGAAUCAGUCUUUUCAAAUCGUUUUUGCUAGACAGACACUUCGGUGAAUUAAUCCAGCAGCUUUAGGUUAUGAUCCACCAGCUCUGUCUGAAUGUGUGUAUUUGAACCCUUAGUUUGCUUUUUUAAAAAAAGCACAACGCUCCAUUCUCAGGGAAGUGGCUGCAGCAGGCCUAGGUGCCGCCUGGUUGUUAACCUCGUCUUCCUCCAGGUGUGCGGUACUUAAUUAAAGGUCUUCAGGGAGCAGUAACGUGGCCACUAGCUCCAGUGCUCAUGGAGGAGCUUCGGAAAUCUCCUAGAGAAAUGCGGCUUGAGUGUAAUACGGAGAUGUGUGUGGCGUCGGGCCGAGUGCACAGCGUUUUUCGGCAUUCUAAAGCUGAACCUAAGUAACAAACACUGUUAUAAAGUUUACCAAAAUGGUAGAGCUGAUUAGGGAUUAAGGUCUUUCUAGAGGUACCACCUGGGACUUAAUAAAUGGUAUAAAUUUUGAUGUUCAAAAACAAACAACCAAACUGGUGGAUUAUGUGCAACUCCAGCAAUGUCAUCAGUUAACCACCACUCACGUAAGAUGUAUGGAGGUGAUAAUAUUUAGUCUAUUCUAUCAGUAUUAAUACGCAUGGAAUCCACAUCCCUCCUUUGAUUUGCUGAAUUGCAAGAUAUAUUUGUUGCUAUUUCUCUCUUCUAUUUGGAAUGGCAAGGAACCAAGUACAAUGAAUUUGCUGGAUUCCUUUAGAAAUAGCUUCAGCUUCUAUCUGAAAGGAGGAAAAGCUUCUUUAUAAGCUUUUAUUGUUUAGCUUUUACUUUGCUAAUGAUUUGUGUCGGUGAGCACAGAAAUCAGCUGGGGAGGCAGUGCAAAGGAAUCAGGGCCGGAGCGGCUUCUCAGUGCCCUGGAGAUGCAGCCACGGAGGGCUCCCGAGUGAGGGAAGCUCAGUGCUUUCACACAUUGACCUUGACUUUGGGUAAAAUUCUGUCCAAAUGAGCAAUUCUUCAUGUUCAACAACUAAAUGUGAUACUAAGUGUAUUUCAUGUCAUAAAGAUUAUAUCUGUUGGUGGAAUUUGGCAUCAUUUUGGGUAUUUUUCCAUUGAAAUAUGCUGCUAACCAUAUGCUUAUCUUUGAAAGCUAUUUUUCAUAUUGAUAGGAAGACUCAAAUGUCUCAGGGAAACAUCUUUGUAAUAAAGAAAUUUGUAUGUGUAUCAUUACAGUUACAUUGCAUAUUGUAAAUAUGCUUGUUACAGUUUAUCAUAUUUCUGCCAUGAUGUUGUUUUGAGAUUUGCAAGAGGAACAGGAAAGAUUUUAUGAUUUGAAGGGAUGACUGAUGGAUAUUGCAAAUUUAUACCCCCUCUGGGUCGAUGCACAAUAGUUGUUUUUUAAAAUGAAGAUCACGUACCCUAAAAUUAUAGCAGCGUUCUAUGUGAGGUAUGCCAGAUUUUUUAACUAUAUAUAUUCAGUAUAUAAAGUCGCAGCAAACAUGCGACUUUAUAAAUGCUGUCACUUGGAACUAGCUUACCUUCACUUCCUCUGAGCAAAGACAAGUUUUGUCUUCCAAGAAAAUCACUGUCAUUUUGACAGGUCACCACCAGGUUUGGGUAGGUGCUUGGAAUGGAUCUGAUGAGCUCACAAAUGAAAAAUUAGCAGAAGUUUUUGCAACCUUUCGGCAAACUGGUCCCAUAAAACAGGUAGAGAGAGGUUUGGACUAGAAAUAACAAACCAUGUGGAACAUAUGCUUUUAAACCCUAAGCACCUGUAAGUCAGACUGUGAAGGUCACUUAUAAAAUAAUAUUCCCAACCCAUGAUUUCGCUCUGCAUUUCAAGCGCCAGUGAGCCGGGAUUCUGAAAGAGAAUCUAAGACUUAUAAAUACCUAUUAAACUUAGCUUUCCUUGCCCUGCAUGUUCUCUGUGUUUACCUCACACUUCAGUGAGUUUUUUGAGGAAUGCAGCUGGUUUGGGGAUGCCUCAUGUCGAGGGGCCGCAUCUGAAGCAUUUGUGUGGAUCCAACGUUGCAUCGAGGGGGCAGAGUAAAUAUAAGUACUCAGGAGUGAAAUUCCACCUUGUUAAAGAUGGAAGAUGGCUCUGUCAAGGAUGUGGGCUGGCCCCCAAAUACCAAAUACAGCUACUUCCAGAAGCUGGACUUGAUGUAGUCGUUGAGUGGCUCUCCAGAGCCUGACAUUGGCCUGCAGGCUCGUCACAAGGUGGUGAGUGAUUGGCAACAAGCCAGGUACCUUCUGGAACUUGAAUGACUCACAUCACUCCCCAGAGUAUAGUUAUUGGGUUAUUAUCUCUGAGCUGUCACUAGUAAGGCCACCGCCCAGAAUGGCCUCCUAAGGCUCCCCAGUAACUUGGUGGGGGAAUCCUUAGGACAGGGUCCCUAGCAGCAUUCCAAAGAUGUGAAAUUCCUCAAAGAAGCAGCGUUAAGUGAAGGCAGGGCUGCCUCUGGGGACCACGGUUCCUCCACAUCUUCCUUCUGUGGCCUCAGGCCCAUUUUAUCUGACAAUAUCCAUUUUGCAGGCAAUAUAUAUGGAACUCAGGUAAAUGCAGGCAGAUUUGAAUAUGCUUACACUUUGUGAGAUUAGAAAAGAAAUAUUUUAGGGGAUUUCAAGAGCACCUGUUAGCAGUCAGGCUGUGGAAAGAUUCCAUUUUUUUUUUUUGCUCUUCCAGAGUGGGAAACAAAAGAAAAGAGAAAUCCUCUCAGUGCGUUUUGUUUACUGACAUUUAGUGGAUCAAAACUGAAUUGUACUGCUUCCUGUACUUUAUUGUUCUCAGCGAAUUUGUCAGGAUCAAGGAGAGCAGAGCUGUUUUCUGAAGGAAGCUUGGUCCCCAGUCUCAGGACACCCUGGGUUUCCAUUCUCCAGGCAGCCAGGCGCGACAAAGGCCUCUGCCCACGGAACGGAAAAGUGCUUUGAACUUGCUCUUUUCAUCUCAGUCUCGAGGAGGCUAUCUUUUUCUGUCCCAG
Phyllostomus discolor (pale spear-nosed bat) is the source of this 9200-nucleotide messenger RNA. It is a transcript of the gene NEK10, whose product is annotated as NIMA related kinase 10. The coding region runs from base 314 to 3805 and encodes 1163 amino acids. Gene Ontology annotation, molecular function: protein binding; ATP binding; protein serine/threonine kinase activity. The transcript is spliced from 37 exons. Gene Ontology annotation, biological process: protein phosphorylation. Lineage: Eukaryota; Metazoa; Chordata; Mammalia; Chiroptera; Phyllostomidae. The record is from RefSeq and is a predicted model, not a curated record.